GCGCCGGUAUUUGCUGCAGCUGCAGUACCUGGGCUUCGCCGCGCGCGCCCGCAUCUGGCGCAAGAGCCUGGAGCACCGGGCCGUCAUGGAGAUUGCCUGCGAGGGAAGCAGUGGCGGCUGCCACCGCGUCAUCCAGUCCAACCUCGGCUCGGCGGCGCCACUUCUGUCCGUGCCUUUGGGCCCCACGAACCGGAAGCGCAUGGAGCGCGCCAUGCAGGAGCUUGCGCAGGGCUUUUCCUUGGGCCACACUACAAUGCAGCCAGACCGGGGGAAGACCUUUGCGCACCAGGUGGGUCUCAGCUUUGCCGACAUCUUCGAGACCCAGCAGCAGCAGUGGCAGUUCCAGGUCUAUCCAGUCCAAAGCGGACUCGGGCCACAGGUGGCUGCGCCUUUUGAGGAGGAGGGCCGCUGCUUCUUGCGACCUUCCUCUUGGGCCCAGCACCUGCCCUGGAAGCCGAAGCUGGACCCCGAGUUUGAGGAGCAGAACGUCCUCCUGGAGGCAUCCUACUCUAGGAGGUCGACGCUAUCGCGGGUGUCGGCGCUGAGCCCUGCGAACCCCUCGGAGGAUGUGGAGGUUGGGGGGUACAGGAACCCGGCCACCUACGCUCGCCAGCUCUUGGAUCAAGCUGCGGCACAACUGGGCCCCAGCCGCCUGUCAAGCAUCGUGGAGGUGCCGGGCCACUGCGCCGUGGACAGCCUGCUGGGUGCCGAGCUGAAGACGCUGCAGCUGGUGGAUUCCGCGGCGGGCAUCCGGCGCUGCAACGAGAAGGCCGAGGAGCCAGUGGGCGGCCCCGGCACCGCGGACUUCACGGCGAGCGAAAAGCUGCCCAACCACCUCCUUCGCGCGUACUACAUGCUGCGCUACCUGCAGAGCCGGUCACUACGGUGGCAGCUAUUGCAGUCCUUGAACUUCUUCCGCUUCCUGCAGCGGCGUGUGCUCGCGGGGGUGGCGGCCGUUCAGACCACCGAGAUGGACGCCGGCAAAGGCAGCAACUACAUCGGCAGAGGUGGAGAUCCUUCUCGAAGGGUGGAGGAGAAGGCGCAGGACAAGUACUGGGACAUCUCCAGCCGAGGGCUCUCCAGGAUCUUGCAGCACUGCUCCCUGCCGCUGGUUGAGGAGGGCCACAGUGCAGAGAGCAAUUGCUUCGUGGAGGUUGGGCGCAAGCUGGACCGGGAGACGUUCAAGCGCUCCGACGACAUUGUGCUCGACUCCAUGGGCCGGCGUGUGCUGCACGAGGCAGCGUUGGAGGACUUGGAGCUGCUGGAGUUGGACAUGCUGAAGAUCGGCAGCUACUUCAUUCACAAGUACGAGGCCACAAGCUCCGAGGACCGCGAGGUGGCGGCGGUGGACCGCUGCGCCGUGCUCUAUGACCUCCUCAGCUGCGAGGUUUGGUUCAACACGGAGAAGCGGAACCUUCUCGAAGUGUACCUCACCAUUUUCGAGCACACCACGGACCUCUUAGAGCGCCAGCAGCUGGCGCAACGCAUCUGUGACCUCGUGGCCCUACGUCCGCGCCUGGAUCUGCAGGAGAGCUACUUCCUGGAGGCCUUCGGCGCGGCGGUGCUGCUGCUGCGGAGCCGGGCGCAGCUGCUGAAGGAGCUGCUGCAGCACCAGGUUGGCGCGGAGGUGGUUGCCGGCAAGCGCGUCAUGGCCAAGACCGAGCGUGCUGCCUCGCGGAGUGCCGGGCAGCCCAGCGUACGGAGCACUGCCAACGCCGUGGUGCACAACUUGGAAGGUGGCUUGGCGCACCCCCAGGAGGGCAGCGCCCUUUGCGGAGGUGUGCCCUUCCUACGAAAAGAGGGGGAGACGAUGUGCGUGGAAGGGGACAAGCUGCUGUCUCAUAGCAGCUGCUGUUUGGCCUGGAAGGCGGAGCUGGUCUUGGAGUCUGUGCACCGGCACAUGGCCCAGCACUUCCAACCCCCAUCCCCCGUUGCGAGCACCCAGUUGGAGCGCGCGUGCUACGUGGUGGCGCUGGAGCGCUGGGCUGGCGUACAGGACAAAACCGAUGUGUUGCAGAUGGAGCUGCAGCCGCAAGAGGACCCCGAGCUGCAGGUCUCGCUUCUGCAGGAGCUGGCCAAACGUUUGGUGGGCAUUGAUGUGCCAGAGAGAACCAACCGCUGGCGCGCAGAACGCGGGGAGAAGGAAUCGAAGGCGGAUGGUCUGGUGAUGAAUGACCAGAUGAGCCACGCCUUUGAGGAGCUGGCCGAACAUGCGCAGGAGAACACCGCUACUUUGGCUGACUCCUUGCAGCUUGUCAUGGGCACGCUGCUGUCCCAGGCUGUGGAGGCAGUGGAGCUGCGGGGCCAGUUGAUGGACGUGCACCUGGAGGUUCAGCAUUUGCAGCAGGUGCUGAGCCAACAGGCCCUGGACUUUGGCAGUUCCAUACGGCCCCUUACUUGCCUGGAAGGUGAUCAGCCCCUGAAGGACCAGUUCACAGCGGGCCUGGUCUCGAAAUCUUUGGGCACUUUGGACUUCAGCUCCAACAACAGCCUGGCGCUGCUCUGCUCCGUGCCCAAGCUGCAAGAACUGCGGCAGAUGCUGCAGCACGAGCUGGCCUUCCGUUGCCUGGCCUUGGCCUGCGUGCAGCAGAACGCCCUGCUGCUGGACGCGCAGACCAGGUGGCGGGAGCAGAAUGACAUUGGCACCGUAGGGCUUUCAAGAGACGCCAUCUCCAUGGAUGGGGGUUUGGGCGUGAUGCGACGCCUCCGUGACAGCUUGGAGGUCUCAGGGCACGACCAGCACCACGCCCACGCGCGUGCAGAGGAAGUGCCCAGCGCUGUAACCACAAGCGAGAUAAGCAGAGCCAGCGUGGAGGACAAGGGCCAAGGCUCUGCAAUCAUGGACAUGUCUCGCUACGCGCAGUACCUGCAGCAACCAGCCAGGUACCUAGAGCCAGUGCUGCAGGCACUCGGCCGCACAUCAACGCGGGUGAUCUUCAAGCUGCUGAGGUGCAGCGCGCUGCUGGCGCUGCGCUUCGGCUGCGAGCUGCUGCUGGGGCUGCAGCUGGCGCAGAGCGCCUCCUCCCUGGCAGGCAUCGCCAUGCUGAUCCCCAAGUCCUUGACACCCUUCACCUACGGCGAUCGCCUCAACCCCUUGGUCCGAGAUGGCCAGGUGGGCAGCGUCUUCAGUCUGCCCAGCACCUUCGACGCCCUGCGCCUGGCGCUUCCGAUCUUCGACCCCUCCAAGGUGGAGGCCCUGGUGGAGAGGGCCGAUCUUGACUUCGAGGUUCAGUUGCUGGAGACGCUGGACUUGAGAUCAAGUGUGGCCAGCGUGGCGUUGCAAUUGUUGGCGGCGGUGUCGCGCCUGGUGACGCUGCGCUACGCGAUCGUCAUGGUGGACGCAGAUCCGGUUUGGCUCCUGGAGGCGCAGCGCAAUGGACGGUACUUGGCCACGGAAGAGCACUUCCGGCAGAACACCCGCUCGGUCCAGGACCGCAGCGAGGAGGACAAGAGCGAGGAGCGGAGCCGAGCCCCCGCAGAGGAAAAUGACGUGGGCCGCGCCGGACCGGGCUAUGAGACCAUGGAGGAGCUGUGCGCGGAUCUGGCCCGCCUCGCGCGGCGCCUGGACGGCCAGAAGCCCGCCGGGCGGAAGCCGGAGCAGGUCCUGGCGGUGCUGGGCUCGGAGAUCGCGUGCGCGGGGCGGCAGCUGGCGCUGAUGCUGCGCUGGAGCGGGCGCCGGCUGCAGCAGGACCCCGAGGCGCCGGACCUGCGGCAGUGGAGCCGUCUGAUUGAGGGCUGCGAAAGUUCGCACCCGAGGUGGCUUUUGCCUUUGGAUGUGCGAAAGAUGACGCCUGUGCCCAAAAACUCUCCUUGCAUGGAGAACUGGGACGAGCUGGGCAGCAUGCGGCCGGAGAUGCCAGACUCGGAGUGUGUUGAGGCUAUGCCGGCCAUCGUACGCCUGCGCGAGGGCGCCGGCAGCUACUUGGCCCAGUUCCAUCCCGAGCUCUGCUCCGAGUUCCGGGCCUUGGCUGGUGCCUUGCGGCAGCAGUUCGUCGUUGAGCCUCCCUGCGCGAAGGUGGACAUCAUCCGCCUGCCGUGGCUGGCGCCUUCCUCGAGUCCCAAACUGCUGCGUUUGCCGUUGGGCCUCAGCCACAAGAGGAGGCAGCAGCUUUCAAGAGCCCGCGCCAGCUUGGCGGAGCGGUGCAGGGUGUUGGUGCACAAGAACAUGAGUAUUGAUCAGGCGGUCUACGCGGAGGCGGAGUUCUAUGGGCUCUACCUGCUACGGGAGCGCCUCCAGGAGGCAGUGGUGGCUGGGCAGUUGGGGCUGUCCAAGCUUCCCACUGACAAGGAGGGUAUCGCCCGGUUCCGCACCCAGAUGGCAGCCACCAUCCCGCCGGAGGAGCCCGCGGAGCCCCUCUUCGGUGAGCUGGAGCCCCAAGCGCUGAGCCGGGAGGUGGCAGCAAUCCGAACCCAGCUGGCCAAGCUCAUGCCAGCGCUAUCGCAGCUGCUGCAUUCUGCGACCUCAGAGUGGCUAAGCGAAGAGGUUGCCGCGCUUACAUCACUGCAGUACCGGUUGCAGGCGACCAAGUCGGCCAAGUUGACCAAGCCCACUGGAGCCCCGUCUACCUCCGCUUCCAUUAUUGAUCAGUCCCCUGCGACUUCUAUCUCGAAGAGCCCAACUCUCAAGGAAGCUCACAAGAGCGGCUCGCGGAUCUCCAUUAGCCGCGAGGCUUCGCUGCUCACGGGGGGACCCUACGCCUCGAAGCUGGUGGGCCAAACGGCGAUCAACCAGCUGCUUCAGAAGAGUACGUACGUGCGCAUGGGCAACGACCCCGAGGGGGAGACCGCCCAUGUGCUCAAGGAGCUGCAAAUUAACGCCUGUUUGGAGGAGCUCGCGGACGAACUCUGGUCCUGGGGCCGGCACAUUGCCCUGACUCGGGAGAAGCGCACAGAGGAAGCCUUAGGCUAUCUGGAUCACUUGAAGGAUGUUCUGAAGUUUUGCCUGGCGAAGACCGAGGUGGAUACCAUCCGAGAGGGACACCUCCUCGAAAGUCCGGCCGAGUUGGUUUGGCUGAAGGGCUUCGCGGAUGAGAUGAAGGGCAAGCGCGAGGAAAUGGAGGCCCAGUUCCGAGCCGACCUUGCGGCUCGCUGUGUCAAGAUGGUCUUCGAGGUAGACCGGGCGCACCGGGCGCAGCGGGACCUGAAGGCGGCGGCGGGAGAGAUCCAGAGCCGCCUGCAGGGGGAGAUCAUGGACCAGGUGCGUGGAAGCAUCUCCAACUUCACGGGGGCCUUGGCUGCCGAGGCUGGGCGCUUCAAGGAGAGCCAUGGGGAUGACCAGGACCGCCUGGCGGUGCAGCUCAGGGACCUGCGGGAGCACGUAACUUCCGAGUUGGCAAGCUUGGCCGCCAAGAACCAGGCUGUGCAGAUGAAGGCGGCGCAGCCGCGACAGGUUGGGUUGGAGACGCUGCUCCCAGAGAAGGAUGGCGCGAUCGACUUCCAGGCCCUGGCCAGCGAGCUUGAGGCGGAGGAUGAUCGCAGCCCCCUGAAGCGGCGUCACUCGGGCAUGGCCCGCCGCAACAGCAACGCCAAGCCUCCGGUUCUCACACUCACGGUGAGCGACGGCAUGUACCAGAAGCUUGCGGAGGUGGCGCAGCGCGAGGAUGUCUACGUGCUGCAGAGGAGGCUUCAGCAGCUGAAAGACCGUCAGCUGAUGGAGCGGAUCUUCCACAAGUUGAAGUGCCAGGCGAUGAGGCAGCACUUCGAGCGGAAGGUCCAGGAGCAAGAGGCCACGCUGGGGUCCAACAGCUCGCUGCUGGCGCAGCUGGCACAUGUGUCGCGGGCAGAAUCUGCAGCUGCCAAAGACUUCAUUCGAGGUGCGCAGGACGUGUCUCACGCUGAAAAGCGAACCGAGGAACUAGGACCCCUCACGGAGUCCAAUGCGGAGCAGAAGCGGCGCUUGGCCAAGUGGAAGAAAAAUAAGAGCAAGCAGCUCUACCACAUGAAGAAAGGCGUGCGCGACCACGAGAUGGCCGGGACUAUGGACGUAGCCUCCCUGCUGCAAGACAUCCAGCAGAAGCAGGAGCUCGUCAAGAUACUGCAGCAGAACCAGAAAGAGUCGGAGCAGGAGGUGCUGCUGGCCAGCGCCCGAAGCGCCAAGGACACCGCGCGGGUGCGCGCCGCGCUCAUGGAGCAGCGCCAGGUCAAGGACGAGACGUUCCGGGAGCUCCAAAGGCUCCGCGCGGAUAUGCAGCGCCCGGAGGGUCAGAAGAAUGUGGAGUACUGGCGCGAGAAGGUCUUGGAGAUCAGACAGCGGAUGGAGGACUUAGAAGAGGAGAACUCCAAGCUCCGCAUCCUGCUGGCCAGCCGCACCGAGUGACGGGAGACCGGAGCAGGAGCGGAGACAGGACUCGGUGUGUGCGUUUGAGGGACGGAUUCCA
Messenger RNA from Effrenium voratum, 6377 nucleotides. NCBI's taxonomy places the organism in Eukaryota, Dinophyceae, Suessiales, Symbiodiniaceae. The record is from the annotation of a GenBank genome assembly.